Zychaea mexicana is the source of this 330-nucleotide messenger RNA. RefSeq lists its product as uncharacterized. Bases 1 to 330 code for a protein of 109 amino acids. The record is from RefSeq and is a predicted model, not a curated record. The transcript has a single exon. Lineage: Eukaryota; Fungi; Mucoromycota; Mucoromycetes; Mucorales; Lichtheimiaceae.
AUGGAGCCAUCGUCUUAUGGCAUCUUGUCUCCAAAGCCUAGCAACUCACGUCAAUUAUUAAUGCGAUUGGACGCCGUUGAAAACGAACUUGGAUUCCUUUUGGGCGAGUGUGCAACCAUCCACGUCAUGAUCCACUCGAGGCGCAACGUCUUCCGCAUAAGUGCCCCGACACAGUCGAGAUCUGCCGACAUUCAGCGCGAGAUCCUCAUUGACUACGACGAUCUGUUCUUCAAGGUGAAGCAGCUGGAACGCAAACUCGAAAGGCUCGAAACGGAACUCAAGGCUACACAACAGGAACAACAGCUGCAGCAGCAAUGGUGGCUCAACUAG